Molecule: messenger RNA, 579 nt
Organism: Scutellospora calospora
Lineage: Eukaryota; Fungi; Glomeromycota; Glomeromycetes; Diversisporales; Gigasporaceae
Source: the annotation of a GenBank genome assembly
AUGUUGAAGGUUCUUAAAACUGCAUUUUCGUCAAAGAAAGUUCGUUUGCCAAACAAACCAUUAGACGAGGCAAGUCUUCCCUAUCCACUUGCCUCGGACGUGUUUGUGGAGGAAUACAACUUUUUUAUCGAAAACAAAGAGAUAAGUGGAUACAAAUUUGAAUAUAACAACGGCACUGUAUAUAUAGUUGAUAUGUGCUCAAACGAACAUGAAGCUAUUGUUGCGUUGAUGUACAGGUUCUUCAGUGCUCACUGCCCUAUCAGUUCUACUGCUCCAAUACAAAUACGUGGUCGGCCACGUAACUGGAGACGGUACUCGCAUUUCUCUGUCUAUCCACAUAAAACUUAUGUUCCGAAUCCUCCAGUUCCACACCCUGGUCCGCCACCUAGCGAUAGAGAGGGAAACCCUUACGCAAGGAUAAUUUGUGAAGUAGCCGUGACCCAAACUUCCUCCAACUUGAAGCACAAAUGCAAGCUUUGGAUGCGACAAUCGUACAUACGAUCUGUACUCGGCAUUAAACUUUAUGAUAUAAUGAAUACACGCAACAACCCACAAGGAGAAAGAGAUCGGGCGAUGAAG